AUUAUCGAACUCACUACUCUUUCAUACAAAUUAAACUAACCUAUCUAUGUUCAUUUUCAUAAUUAGCUAGGAGGCUGAACCAUUUUCUCAAGAUUCAUUUUCAUCGAACAAGGAAAUUAAGCAUGGCAGAAGAUCAAUUUCAGGCAAGUGGAAACUGGUGGGAGAAUCCAGCUAUCAGGAACAAUUGGCAACCGCAUCAGCAACAACAAGAUGAAUCAGAUCACAUGAUGAAACCAACAAGGGUUUCUAUGGAUUCCUCGGGUGGUGGCGCUGCCGGUGGCGGUUCGUCUUCUGUGGUGUUCCAUGACCCACAGAAGCUUCAGCCUCCGGAUUCUGCCGCGGCCGCCACUUCUUCCACUGACCCCAACUUGCACUUUAUGGCUUUAGGCCUCUCUUCCCCGCCCAUCGAUUGGAAUCAACAACCAUCCUUCUUGUAAGGGUGGAGAGAACAGCUUCAGGUCGAUGCUACAAGAAGAGGGUGGAGGCGGCGGCGGCAUGGGGUUGUCAGCACAACAAGUCCAUCAAUGGAGAUCAGCGGAAAGCGAAUUCAAGAACAAUAGAGGUUUCUGUUUGGAGCAAAACCAAUUCAGUCCUCAAUAUAGCUCCGGUGACAGCACAGUAACAAGCCAACAAGGAUUUCAUCACCAACACAUGGAUCAUUCCGCAGUUCUAUACGGUAGCCCUUCAUCAAUCUUACAAGGACUAUUAGGACCUGAUCAUCAUCAACAACAAGCUAAUCAUAAUUUUUCAUAUCCAACUUCAAACUAUGGGUUGAGUUCUUCUAGUAGCAAUGACUUUGUGCCUUCUUCUUCUUCUUCUAAUUGGUCUAAUAACAACAACAAUAAUAAUAAUAACAAUAAAGUGCCUCAGUUCUUGAGAGGCUCGCCACCAAAACAGUUAUCCAAUUCCUCAUCAUCACCGAUAACAACGACAAACACUAGUUUGCAUUUCACAAACAACGCUCCUUUUUGGAACGCUGCUGCUUCUGACCCUAAAGAUGUUAGGUCCACCACCUUCUUCCCUAAUUCAUUGCAGCCACCAUUCUUCACUAAUCCAAGUUUUGAUGUCCAAUCUAAGAAUAUGAGUGAAAUGAGGGAUUCAGGUGCAGUGGUGAAGAAAAGUGGGAGUGAACCAACACCCAAAAGGCCUCGGAACGAAACUACCCCAUCUCCUUUGCCAGCUUUUAAGGUGAGAAAAGAGAAGAUGGGGGACAGAAUCACUGCACUCCAACAAUUAGUGUCGCCUUUUGGAAAGACUGAUACAGCCUCAGUGUUAUCUGAAGCAAUUGAAUACAUCAAAUUCCUCCAUGAACAGGUCACUGUUUUGAGUACCCCGUAUAUGAAAAGUGGAGCUCCUAUACAGAUUCAACAGGGUUCCGGUAAAUCUAAGGAAGGUGAGGGUCCAAAACAAGAUCUUAGAAGCCGAGGGCUAUGCUUGGUGCCAGUUUCAAGCACAUUUCCAAUGACUCAUGAAACCACAGUUGAUUUUUGGACACCAACAUUUGGAGGAGGUUCAAGAUAGAAUAAGAUAAGAAGACACAACACAUAACAUUGGUGUAUUAUGCAACUAGGGCACAACUAACAUGAUCUUAUCAAUGCCUAGCCAAGUUGGGAAUGAUAAGAAGAAGAAAGAGAAAAAAGGAGAAAAGAGAGAAGCAACAAAGAAGGACACAAGGUAGCCCACAUUUAUAAUAUGUAAAGGUAUAUAGAGUUAUUAAUUAGUUCUUAUGGGGUGUAGGGGAAAAAAAGAGAUAAUAAAAAAGAAAAGGGAGAAAGAUAGAGAGGUGUGGGGGGAAAAUGUGUUGAAACUUGAAAGAGAAAGAAAGAAAAAGAAAGGGAAAUGACCCUCCUAAAAGGAUUUUAGGCCAUUUGUUGGGCCCAAUUAAAUUCAGAAUUAUUCAGGGUUUAUCAUAGGAGAAAAAUAUAUAUUGGGACCAUUUGAGAGCACAAUAAGAUGUUGUAAUAAUUGAAGAAUUAUCAUGCUUAUUAGGAUGGGGAGGAAUGAGUAAUAUUACACAUUCAAGUCUUUUUAUGAA
Molecule: messenger RNA, 2035 nt
Organism: Arachis ipaensis
Lineage: Eukaryota; Viridiplantae; Streptophyta; Magnoliopsida; Fabales; Fabaceae
Source: RefSeq, a predicted model, not a curated record